This is a messenger RNA of Micropterus salmoides (largemouth bass), 2541 nucleotides long. It is a transcript of the gene dhx32a, whose product is annotated as DEAH (Asp-Glu-Ala-His) box polypeptide 32a. The record is from RefSeq and is a predicted model, not a curated record. The coding region runs from base 282 to 2507 and encodes 741 amino acids. Gene Ontology annotation, molecular function: RNA binding. Gene Ontology annotation, cellular component: spliceosomal complex; intracellular anatomical structure. The transcript has 11 exons. Lineage: Eukaryota; Metazoa; Chordata; Actinopteri; Centrarchiformes; Centrarchidae.
CUGGGGAGAAAUUACGCACCGGUGCGCACUACGCGUCAGUCCACUCCAAACAGAACAACUUUGAAUAGCUAAGCAAAUAUAGUUUUCACAAUUAAGACACCUAGUAGAGAGGUUGUGUUCAUGUUCCGUUCAAGUACGAGAAUUUAUGUUAUGUUGUAUGCUAUAGAUGGCGCGAAAAGGUAUCGGUGUUAAAAUAUUUCGCUAAAAACGAAAUGGACGCUUAGCUGGAGUGGUAGGGAAACCUUUCUGUGCUCCUGGCCGGAUUAACAAAUAUAUGUGUCAUGUCGGAGAUAAAUAAUUCAGCGGAGCCUGACAUUCACGCUGAAAGUGAGGAAUGUCCUCCGGAAGAUUCAUUUGGGUUUGGAGAUGAUCUGGAGUUAAAUCAGUUCGAUGGCUUGCCCUUUUCCUCACGUUACUACAAAUUACUAAAAGAGAGGAAGACUCUGCCAGUCUGGAAUGUCAGGUGUGAGUUUGAAGACGCUCUGGCAAACAACCAACUGGUUAUUGUGUCUGGGACAGCAAAGACUGGGAGGAGUACACAGAUCCCUCAGUGGUGUGCACAGUUCUGUCUGACUGCACAGUACCAGCAUGGCAUGGUUGUGUGCACACAGACCAACAGACAGCAGGCUGUAGAUCUGGCCUUACGCGUGGCUGAUGAAAUGGACGUCAACAUAGGCCACGAAGUGGGCUACACAAUCCCUCUGGAGACCUGCUGCUCCUCCGACACUGUUUUGAGGUACUGCACUGAUGACAUGCUGCUGAGAGAGAUGAUGUCAGACCCUUUUCUGGAGCACUACGGGGUCAUUAUCAUUGAUCAGGCCCACGAGAGGACAGUUAGCACAGACAUACUGCUGGGUCUCCUCAAGGACAUCCUGCUGCAGAGGCAUGAGCUUAGAGUAGUGGUCCUCACCAUCCCACCCAUGACCGACAAGCUGCUGAGCCACUACGGCAGCAUCCCGCUCAUCAGUCUGGAGGUCUCGUGUCCUGCUGAGGUGGUGCACAGCAACAGCGGCAACAAAGACUCCUUCUAUUCAGCACUGAGACUGGUGCUGGAGAUCCAUCGAACCAAAGAGGAGGGAGAUGUUGUAGUGUUUUUUGCCUCGGCUGAGGACGUUCAUUGUGCCUACAGCAUUCUCCGGAGAGAGGGCACCAGGCUGGGUGCGGAGCUGGGCCAGAUGGUUUCUGUGGUCCUGUGCCCAGGCAAGGGAGGGUUACUGCCUGUCCUGACUGAGCAACCAGACUCCAAGAGGUCCAGGAGGGUUUUCCUCUCUACCCAACAGGGGGAGGAUAUGUGGUGGCCUACAGAGUCUGUCAACUUUGUCAUUGACACAGGAGUCCAGAAAAAGAUGGUGUACAAUCCAAGAAUAAGAGCUAACUCGGAGGUACUUCAACCUGUCAGUCAAUGUCAGGCAGACCUACGCAAGCAGCUGUCUGGACCAACCGGUAAAUGUUUCUGCCUGUAUCCAGAAGAUACCCAGCUUCCUGUAGAGAAAUCCCCACAGAUCUUGGAGUCCAACAUCACACCAACAGUCCUUUUCCUGAAAAGGAUGGAGAUAGCCGGCCUUGCACAGUGCGAUUUCAUCGACAGACCAGAUCCCGAGGGUCUCAUGCAGGCAUUGGAGGAGCUGGAUUACCUCGCAGCUUUAGAUGAUGAUGGCAACUUGUCUGAGAUUGGCAUUAUAAUGUCUGAAAUCCCUCUGGACCCUCAGACGGCCAAAGCGCUGGUUGCAUCCUGCGAGUUUGACUGUGUGAGUGAGAUGCUGACGAUCGCAGCAAUGCUGUCAGCGCCAUGUUGCUUCCUGGAGCCACCUGCUGGCAUGACCCACGAGGCAGUCCAGUGUCUAAGAAAGUUCCAGCACCCUGAAGGCGAUCACUUCACCCUCAUAAACAUCUACAAUGCCUUCAAACAAAGCCAGAAAGACCAAUACUUCAGUGCUGAAAAGUGGUCCCAGGACUAUUUCCUGGAUCAUUCCGCCCUGAAGGCAGCUGAGGUCAUUAGAUCAGAGUUGACUGAGACUCUGAACAGGAUCGAGCUUCCCAUCUCCGAGCCCUCCUUUGGAACCAAGACCAACACCCACAACAUUAAAAGAGCUCUGUUGGCUGGGUUCUUCAUGCAGAUUGCUCGAGAUGUUGACGGAUCAGGAAACUACUUCAUUCUGACACACAAGCACAUGGCCCAGGUGCACCCGCUGUCCGGCUACGGUGCUCAGUCACACAAGCUGGGGCUGCCAGAGUGGGUUGUUUUCCACGAGUACACCCUUUCAAAGAACAACUGCAUGAGAACAGUCUCUGAAAUUUCCCCUGAAGUGUACAUUCAAAUGGCACCACUGUACUUUUUCUACAAUCUGCCACCUAGUGAAAGCAAAGACAUACUGCAAGACAUGUUGGACCCAGAUGGAUCCAGAAAAUGUAAAGACGAGAAACAAAAAGCCAUCGCAAUCAGCAGCAACGCCAACAGUAGUGCUGCAGCGGUGCCACAGUCUUACGACAGAUGUGUGAUUCAAUGAUGCAAAAUCAUAAAUAUCAAAAUCUAGGCUAUCA